Saccostrea cuccullata (small rock oyster) is the source of this 2037-nucleotide messenger RNA. RefSeq lists its product as uncharacterized. The record is from RefSeq and is a predicted model, not a curated record. The transcript is spliced from 2 exons. Bases 1 to 2037 code for a protein of 678 amino acids. NCBI's taxonomy places the organism in Eukaryota, Metazoa, Mollusca, Bivalvia, Ostreida, Ostreidae.
AUGUCCAAAAAGAAAUGGACAGCCAUAAAACAUAUAUCAGAGUCAGUGUUUUUGGGACUGUGUUGUAAAGUGGGGACCUCGCAAGUGUUGGCAAUGAGGAAAGAUGUGAUGGACAUCAGGGAUAUGGUGAGAAAUCAAGUGAAAACAAGUGAAGAGACCAGUGUGAUGUUUAGUGGAAGUCAGAGAGAAGGAUUCAGACUGGAAGGAUCAGAUGUAGACUAUAUGCUCUGGCCAAAUAAUCAUCGUGUGCUCUGGGAUUUAUCUCAGUCACGGUAUUAUAACACACACAGGCAAACACUGAUCCUCUGUGACUGCUCUGACAGUCCACCAGGAUACUCUAUGUUAUAUUUACUGUCACCAAGCAUGGACAGAGACAUCCCAAGAGCUUGUGUUAGAAUGAAUAACAGACAUUAUAUAUCUAGUUCUAUAUACAGACAGAUCAUGUGUUCUACAUCAAUAACAAAUUCAACUCAGCAUGGACCUUGUGUCAGUGGAACAUAUAGAACACUAGAAUAUGAUACUGCUCACUGCUUUGUUUGUGACUUUUGGCCUCCAUCUGCCUCCUCGUGGAUGGACAGAUGUCACUCAUGGCCCCAGCCUCGUGUUGUUGAUGAUAUAGCAAAAAAUGGUUGUCACUUUGUAGCAAUAGGGCAUAAGCUUGGAAGUCAUGAAGACCAUGAAUGGAGAUUUUCUUUUUCUCUUGCAGAACAAAAACUAGUGUAUUCAAUGAACAACUGUCAAUUCUUAACUUAUGGCUUGCUUAAAUUGUUUUUAACAGAAAUAAUUAACAAAAUGGUAGGCAAUGAUGAUAAAUUUUUGUGCUCCUAUCAUAUGAAGACAGCAGUUUUCUGGGUGAUUCAACAACAUAUAAUACCCAAAUGGUGUCCACAAAACCUCCUGGAGUGUUUCUGGGUCUGUUUUAAACUCAUCCUCAAAUGGGUUUAUGAGGGGGUCUGUCCUAACUUUUUCAUUCCAGAUAACAACAUGUUUUUGAGUAAAAUUCAUGGCAACAUACAACAUCAAUUAUUUACCAGACUAUAUGGGUUGUAUGAGAAGGGUUUAGCGUUUCUGCUACUCAGUCCCUCCAUUAGAUCUUACAUUAUAAAUGUCCUUUAUAACCAAAUAUCCUCUAUCAACACAGAUGAACUUACUCUAAUUUCUGAGGCUGAGUUUGAUGUAAAUCUAUUUAAGGAAAUAUACCACUUUAACAAAUUAACCAAUUUUGAUGUACAAAGAUGUACGAGAUAUCUGUAUACAAUAGAAUAUAUGAUAGGUUCAUCCCUCCUGACACAGUAUCAAGUCCUCCAAUUAGAGAAACUUUUAGCUUCAGUCCUUCAGAAAACAGCAUUUAUAAUAAUACACAUGGAAACUUACGCACAUAAAAACAAACUGAGGUAUAGAGCUGACAAAAUCUCCUUUCACAUGCUGAAAUUAGCAGCCAAGUUUGGUUUUAUUACUGACAUAAUGUACAUAGCCAUGUAUUAUUACAAGACACUUAGAUACAUGGAAGCUUUAUCUAUUAUCGAUAUGAUCAAGGUCAAGUUAGCACAGCCUUAUGUGAUGUAUGGGUUUAAUGUAGAUACAACGAUGUAUACUGAGGCUGUAGGGGGACAGUCCUGGUCUUCAAAGAUGAGACAAGCUGUAGCAUGGGAUAUCAGACUUGACAAUAAAAUCCAUUACUUUAGUGAACUGAUACCAGAACAAGAGUCUGUUGUACAGAACAAUGGGCCUACAUUAUGUAUCCCACCCUUGAUACUGUUAUACAUGCUAGAGAUCUUGUGCAACAGACAUGUAGACACAAUGAGAGUACACACAGCUCUAAAUGAUCUACAGACCUUAGUUCACUAUGAUCAAGGACAGCUAAUACCUGUACCACUUAAAGACAUAUCGUGGCAGAUUCUUGGGAUCUGUCAACAGGUGACAGGGAACCUCCAGGCUGCUUUAUCCUCAUACCAACAAUCUCUCAAACAAGAACCAUUCCAUUAUAUACAAAGAGCUACAGAAAUGAGAAUAGAGCAGGUGGGGGUCCUUCUAUAA